Messenger RNA from Pelobates cultripes (western spadefoot toad), 9084 nucleotides. NCBI's taxonomy places the organism in Eukaryota, Metazoa, Chordata, Amphibia, Anura, Pelobatidae. The record is from the annotation of a GenBank genome assembly.
CUUUAAUCUGUAUUUUAUUUAUAUAUUUUUCUUUUCUAAUCUCAGUUCGACCAGAGGUGAAGGUUUCAGAUCAGAAAGCAGAUGGAGCCACAAAGAUUUACUGCCACGUCUACGGGUUUUACCCCCAGGACGUGGAUGUGAAUUGGAAGAGAGAUGACGUUGACGUUCCCUCAGAUGAACCCAGACAAGUUCUUCCCAAUAUGGAUGGCACUUACCAGAUCACAGUUACUGUGGAAGUACCACUAAAGGACACAGGGAAAUACACCUGCCAUGUGGAACACAUCAGCUUGGAGAAACCACUUAUAGUAAAUUGGGGUACGUGUCACAAUAACACAGAUAUCAUGAGUUGUUUUUCAGUGUGGGCUUUUUGAGUAAUUUUAGUCUCUAUCGGUCGUAAAGUAAUAAACUCAAUAAUAUGAUAAUUACAGAAAAGGGUGAGUGUAAUGGAGCUCCCUGUACCCCUGGCUGGGUACCUCCACCAAGGACCGCUUCUUACCUGGAGCAGUGGACAAACCACAGCACUUCUGCCCACAGUCGCCGUGGUUUGACUGGGGUCCUGGAACCGCUCCCUCCUGGAGCCGAAUGGGGAACUUGCUCUAUCAACCCCCAGGCACUGGAUGACACUCAGUCCUGGGAGCUCUAGUCCUUACAAGAACUUUCCCCAAUGAAUCCUCCACACUGGAACAGUGAUUAGCCCUUUCCCAUCCCAGUAUCCAGACAACACAUAGUUCUGGGAGUACAAGCUGGAAUGUUUUAAUCUGGCCAGAUGGUCUGCUGUUAUACAGUUUCAGAUACAGUUGAUCACGCUCAUGACACUCCCAUACAAACAAGAUAAUCCCUCUUCUGGACUAGUUACCAGUCCCAAACUCCUCCCCUGUGCCUGAGAGAUAAUUGUGUCAGGAACUGAACCAACUCAAUUUUCUCAGCGCUUCUACCCCAGUUGACGUGGCUUUACUGGGGUCCUCCUGGAGCCUGUCGAUCCUGGGACAAGGUAGGGGACUAGCUCUAUUUCCUCUCAAGGACUUGACGACACACAGUCCUGGGAGCUAUAGUCCUACAAGGACUUUCUUUGAGGAAGGGACUAUUUGAGAUAGCUUUAGUAACUUGCAAUCCUAUUUAGGUGACUUGGUGGAAUUCUAGUAUUUACUUUUUUUAAAUCAAUAAAAGUAACACUUUAGUCAAGGAAGACUAUUGCAAUUUGAUUACCAAUACUUCAUAGGACAGUCCAGUCUUUCUUCAGUGUGGAUAAGUUUCCGUUUUUAGGGUAACCCCAGAGUGAGUGUUCUUAUUGAUCAAGCUCAUUUGUUGGUGUUUAGUAUAAUUAUUAAAGAACCAGGUGAAAUUUAGCAAAGCUGUAUUAGCACAGCAGCAUCAUUUAGAAGUCGGGGCAGGACACACAUAUGAAGAUCUCAAAUGCAAAAAAACUGGCUGCAUGUCAAGAGUGGAAAAGAGAAGAAAUACAGGAAGAGAACCCACCUCCUCUUCAGCACCAGAGAGACCAUAUAGGACAGACUGCAAAAUGCUACCAGCAGCCAAAAGUCUUCAAACUAGUAGAGGCUGGUGGGGAGCCAGACUGGUCACUUCAUGGAUUUGAAUCUAUCCCUAAAUGUUUUUAAUAAUGAAUAGGAAUAUGCAUGGCACUACUACCUUCAAAAUCUGUGGACUAUCCCAAAGAUAGGGAAUAAACCACAUAGAUAUUCUUAUUAAAGAAUAAAAUAAAUAGGGUAUUUUAAGGCCAAACUAAAAUUUCAAGUGUAAUACAGAGGUUUUCCACUAGAUGCCUCCAAAUGAUUACUUUGCAAAUAUUUAUUUUACAGUAAAGUGCUUAAUGCAAUACAAAUUUAUUCAGUAGGAAAAUUAAAAUAAAAAAAUAUUAUUUAUAAAGCACCAACAAUUCUGCAGAACUCUACAAUAGGUGGACUAGCAGACAAGUGUGACGGACGUCUGGUACCCCGGCUGGGUACCUCCGUCAAGCUUGCUUCCUAGCUCUCACCGAGACACCAGCAGCGUUCCAGCCCCUAGCUGCCGCAGCUUGGCUGGGGUCUCGCUGUCUCUUACCACCCUGGAGAAGGGUCCUGGAUACAGCUUCAAGUGAUUAAGCUCUCCUGCAGAGACUAUAGCUGUGUAGCUGGUCAACCCAAACACUAGCCUAGACUGAGUGAAGGGUGAAAAGGAAUUGGUUUAUUAUGGCCAAAUUGCCUGUUUAUAUACAUGGCUCCCAGCAGAGGGUCUCUAUUCAAUACAACACAAGCCCCUCCCAUAGAUCUCUGGGCCUGGGAGAUAAUUGCGUUAAAGACCAGUAUGCUAAUUAUCUCCCAGGAAUAGAGAACCAAACACAAAAUAUAAAAACAUAAAAGUACCCCAAAACAUAAUAAAAACACACAAUAACCCCACAAAUCAUACAAAGCACUCAGAUCCAUACAGCACAAGGGAAUCGCCACUGUGUCACAAGUUCUGACCGGCCGUACACAUGGCCCCAUGCCCAAAACAGUUCCAGGGCAGUUAGUGCUUUUGCCGGUCAUCUUUCGGGAGCUCCUGCGGCCAAAAUACGGAGUGCUCCUCCUGGCUUUCAUGAAGAGUUUAUUCAUCUUAGUCUCAGGCACAUUCCCUCCUAAAAGCAAUUGCAUGGUGGUUCGCAAAGUGGUCAAAACCACCGGACCAAGUUGCCUGGGAACCACACGGUCCCCUAGCCGAAAAUAUUUCCAGAGUAAUCAAAGCUAGGUAUCGCUGGAGACCGACUGGGAACCACGAAGUCCUCAUGCCGAAAUUUGUUCCAGGCAAUGGCGGCCAAGUACCCCUGAGACUGUUCAUGGUUUUGGUGCAUGCGAACGGCCACCAGGGAGCCAGAGUUCGGCUGAAUUCGGGAGAAGGGAAAAUGCCGAACCUGGGCAACUGGGGGAAAUUCUCUUCGGGAGGUUAAACAGGUUAACUCCCAAACUGGGUUUGUGGACAUGGCCCAUAGUCCUUGUUGCAGGAGACUAGCCAGCAGGAUUCUCCAGGAGCUCGUGGCAUAGGCAUGUUUGCCACAACGAGCAUUUGUAACAUGAUGAGUUAGACGGACAGGAACAGAGGAUGUUGAGGACCUUUCUCAAACAAGUUUGCAUUCCAGAGGGAGUGGGGUAAAGUGGCACAAGAGGUGCGGGUAGGAUGUAUUUCAUUAAUGGGGGGGGGAGGGGCGUGAAUGUAGGUUACUAGAAUAGUUUACAUUGAAGGGUUAGUUUAUUCGAUGACACAGUUGCAGGAGAAGAAGCAGGGUGAGCACUGCAGCCAGCACAAGGUUACUAGUGCGCGGAGGUAGGGAACUGAUAACGCAGGGAGGAGGGAGCUGAUAGUGCAGAGAGAAGGGGAGAAAGCUGAUAGCGCAGGGUGGAGUAGAGGGAGCUAAUAGCACAGGGAGGAGGGGAGAGAGCUGAUAGCGCAGGGUGGAGGGGAGGGAGCUGAUAGCGCAGGGUGGAGUAGAGGGAGCAAAUAGCACAGGGAGGAGGGGAGAGAGCUGAUAGCACAGGAUCGAGGGGAGGGAGCUGAUAGCGCAGAGAGGAGUGGAGAGAUCUGAUAGUGCAGGGAGGAGGGGAGAGAGGUGUUAGGUCAAAGAAGAAGGGAGAAGGACGCCAGCCACAUAUCUUUUACUGAUCCAAUUCCACCCCCUGGUGCAAACAGCUAAUAAGAGCCCAGUUGGCAAGAUACUAGGCUGACCUCUCUAAUUAUUGCAGAUUAUUUGGCUCCCUUAUGGGCCCAUUAACAAACAAUAGGGGGCUGUCCGGCAAAGUUGAGAACUUUAGACAGAGUUUAAUCAAAUUUUUGGAAGAACCCCAAAAAUCUGAAAAGGCAUUUUUUCUUUACUCUCACUAGCAACAGUACAGAGGAGUAAACAAGGGAAACUUGUUAAAACCAGAAAACUUUAUAUAGUUUAUUUUUACUUUAUUGCAAAAAAGGAGGGGGGAAGGGGCUUACGGAUGAGCCUCUGCCACUUCCAACACACUCAUACUAGGCACUAACGAUUAUUACUAACAAUCCCCUCCUCAAUGGUGCCUAAAUCGAACCUACUACAUUUAUUUUUAAGUAAACAGAAUUAUUCACUAACAUGACAAUUCAAAAUUAUUUUUAAAUUUAAGGUCAAGAUAGUCGAAUUAGAACUAUGAGCUAUGCCUUCAGUUUGACUACUUUGGCCUUAAAUUUGAAAUUCACUUUGAAUUCUCACUUUACUAAAUUAAGGGUUUUGUCAAAAUGUCAGCUGGGAAUUGCUAGAUCUCAAUAAAUCCUUUCUGGUGCAGGUCUCUUAUUACAUAAUGUCAAUGUGCUCGGUGUGUGCAGUGACUUUCUAUGUUUGCACCAUCUUUAUGGAGUUCUGGUUGUCUUCCAUCGGUCGGAUGGGCAUUGGCUCUUUGUUCCCAGGUCCUCUAGAAGUUGGUUAACCCAUUGUGUUUCCGUGCAUGUUUCUGCUGCUUGUGUAGUACAAUGUCCCACUGAUUCUUGCUCCGAAGAGACCCGAGCUAUAGCUUUGCACAAGGAAGAGGGAGAUCUGUUGAAAUGGGUCCGAUGUACAGGAGAAUUUUGUUAUCCAUAGGAUUGGUAGCAUUUAGACUUUCCUUGUCUGCCUUCCUUGAAAUGCUCCCAGGGAAGCCAACCACUCGGUGACUAAUGCAUUCUACUUAACCAACUUUCUUCUCUGACCCCUCCUAUCCAUCUAGAUCAGGCUUCCCCAAGCUCCGUCCCUCCAGAUGUUGCUGAACUACAACUCCCAUGAUGCUCAGCCUAUUUCAUUCAUAGAAUCAUGGGAGUUGUAGUUCAGUAACAUCUGGAGGGCCAGAGUUUGGGGAAGCCUCAUCUAGAUAGUAAGCUCCAAUGGGAAUAGGGCCCUCAAAACCUCUUGAAUUUGUUUGUCAUAUUUUGUAUUUUCUCUUAGACUUUUUAUACCUUUUGUCCUUUUACUUCCACCAGCUGUACCCACGGACAGUUAUGGACAAGUAAUAAUAAGGUUCUCUUAACACCUCUUAGAUUUUCAGAAUUUCUCACCCCUAAUCAUACCUUUUGUUUCUCUAUUAUUUAGAGCUGAAGUCAAACCCCGUCCUGUGGAUAGUGAUUGGUGUUAUUGCUGUUCUUGGAGUGAUUGGCAUCGUUGUAGGAUUUGUUAUAUGGAAGAAGCUUUCAGGUAACAAUCUAGCCAACUGCAAUGUUACAGACCAAACAGAGCAUCUUGUCAGAAUAUGUUUAAAUAAAGCAGGAGCAGGAUAUCCCUGCAUGUUCACAGGUGGAGCAAUCACUGCCUCGGUGUGGCUGGAGCAGGAUAUCCCUGCAUGUUCACAGGUGGAGCAAUCACUGCCUCGGUGUGGCUGGAGCAGGCUAUUCCCUGCAUGUUCACAGGUGGAGCAAUCACUGCCUCGGUGUGGCUGGAGCAGGCUAUUCCCUGCAUGUUCACAGGUGGAGCAAUCACUGCCUCAGUGUGGCUGGAGCAGGCUAUUCCCUGCAUGUUCACAGGUGGAGCAAUCACUGCCUCGGUGUGGCUGGAGCAGGAUAUUCCUGCAUGUUCACAGGUGGAGCAAUCACUGCCUCGGUGUGGCUGGAGCAGGCUAUUCCCUGCAUGUUCACAGGUGGAGCAAUCACUGCCUCGGUGUGGCUGGAGCAGGAUAUCCCUGCAUGUUCACAGGUGGAGCAAUCACUGCCUCGGUGUGGCUGGAGCAGGAUAUCCCUGCAUGUUCACAGGUGGAGCAAUCACUGCCUCAGUGUGGCUGGAGCAGGAUAUUCCUGCAUGUUCACAGGUGGAGCAAUCACUGCCUCAGUGUGGCUGGAGCAGGCUAUUCCCUGCAUGUUCACAGGUGGAGCAAUCACUGCCUCAGUGUGGCUGGAGCAGGCUAUCCCUGCAUGUUCACAGGUGGAGCAAUCACUGCCUCAGUCAGAGCAGCUGGGACUCAGACAAACACAGGGAUAUCCCUAAACCUUUCCAACCCCUGUUUUUUAGGCUGCAGUUUGCUCUCUCUGUGUUACAGACUCUAUCCAUUGCCUGUUAAAUAAUGUCCUGAUUGUAGGAUGGAAUUAUUCUACCAGCUUCUAACACAGCAUUUUAUUUGUUUCUCUUCAGGACAAAAUCGCAAUUCUCCUUCAAUAGUAAGUAACACAUUUGUCAUAAUGAUAAUGUAUACAUUCACUAUGACUGUUACUGGAAUGUGUGUGUGAGCUGUAUGUGUAUUAUAUGUGUGCUGUGUAGCUGUGUGUGUGUGUGGGAGGAUAAUUGUAAUGACAUCCAUGCUCGGCCACUUUUUGCAGGGCAGGACUGGGCAUACAAAGCAUACUCACAUGCAGACCAGUGGUGUAUUUUGAAUUUGUGCUGCCCUAGGCCUGAUGAAACACGGGCACCCCCCCAAUCUAAAUUUGAUCCACCCUUUCCUGUCAAGGCUGCACCUCUUCCUGUUUUAGACCAACAUGCAGUUUGACUGACACCCAAUGACACAUUUACUCACUGACAGGCACACACGCUCAGAUACACAAACUGUGACACACACACACAAAUUAAUUGACAGACACACACAUUCACUCACUAGCAGGUACACACUUUCACUGACAGACAAAUGCGCUCACUAAAAGACACACACUUACAGACACACUCAUUUACUAACAGACGCACACUCGGACAAACACUGACUGACACAUACACUCACUAGCAGAUACACACUCAUGCACAGACGCACACUGACACAUUGACUGACAGGCACACACACAUUUACUGACAGGCACACACACAUUCACUGACAGGCACACACACAUUCACUGACAGGCACAUACGGACAGGCAUGCACAUUCACUAACAGACACACACACACAUUCACUCACAGACACCACGAUACUGACACACUCACACACAUUGUCCAACACAAAUUAUUCGCAAUUUAAUUUUAAUUAUCCACCCAGCCUCCCUACCUUUGGGACAGUUGGAGUGGAUUCUUCCUUGUGGUCCAGUGGGGCUGGCAGCUGGGUUGGCUCUUGCUGCUGGGCAGGCAGACGGGGACUGUCAGCCUAUGCGGGUUGCAAGGGAGCACUCUGUACCCUGAGCUCUUCCUGCUCAGCUCCCUUGUGCGCCGCUUAGUGAUCCCAGGAGCUGGAAUGACGUCAUAUUCCGGCUCCCAGCAUUGCUAGAACGCCUUAGGGGCCCUGAGGUGGCCGUUUGGUCAUCUCCUGUGUCCCCGUGAAAGAGGCUAACAGGGCAUCUGCCAGGGCACUUGGUUGGUGGCUUUUUUUACCGUCCCCUUGAAAGUGCUGCCAGGGCAAAUGUCUUGUUAGCCUCAUUAAAAAUACCGCGCUGAUGCAGAGCUGAUCUGUCUAAGGCAUAUGUUCUGGGAGUGCAACUAGCACCCAGCACACAAGUGCCAAUAAUUCUGGGUGUGCAAUUUUACACAUCCCAACUACUAGCAGCAUGACCUCUUCAAAAAGUACAAGUGGUCAUAGUGGUUGGAGUAACAGUUUACGUUGCAGCCAGUACCAUGUUUACAAGGAAUGGUGGGGGCAGACAAUCACAAGGACUGUAGACCACACGGGAGACUUAAGAGAGUGGCAGGGCAGCCAGUUUCAUCUCUGGGUCAGUGGGCGUAUGUGUGUGUUUGUGCAUCUGCAUUUGUAUCUAUAUAUAUCUGUGUGUUUCUGUGCUGCAUGUGUGUCAGUGUUUGAAACUGUGUUUGUGUGUGUAUUUCCAUGUAUGUCAGUUUAUGUGUCUGUAUCUGCGUGUGCUAGUGUGUGUAUCUGUGGCCUGUUUAUCUGCACAUGUGUGUAUAUGGGUAUCAGUGUGUGUUUGGCAGUGUAUAUGUAAAGAUGCACAGUUCUCAGUACUCAGACAUCAAAACAACACACAAAUACACCUCUGUAUUAAAACGCAAACACUGCAUACAAACACAACCCUACAUUCACUCACAUAUACUCCAUACAAUCAAAUGCUUACAUUCAAACACACAAACACUGUUUAGUGCUAAAUACAACCCUAUAAGAAUGGACAUAUAGAUCCCCAGUGUGGGAGUUGUACAACAGAUGGGAAUCUACCUUUUGGCCACCCUUGUGAUUGGGACGGGGGGCAAAAUAAUUAUUGGACUUGGGCCCUCUUUACGUUAGUUCCGCCACUGGCUGUGCAAUAUAUGUUUUUAUAUUUAUGAUAAUUAUACUAAUAGAAUGUUGUUUGUUUGUUUUUCUCUAUUUUUAGCUCUGAAAACAGCUGUGGUCAUUACGGCUAGUUCCCUAUAACGGUAACAUAUAGCACUGGUGCAAUCCUAAAAUAAGUUCUCCGCUUUUCAGCUCAUACGUGCCAUGCAGUACUGUGUAAACAGUGUGUUUGGUGCUGGACGUGAUUUUUUUUCUGUCUUUUACCAUGUCAAUGUGCACAGCACUAACCUCCAUCAAUCAGCUCAGUAUGCAUUCUUCCUGAAUUCUGUGUAAUGUGUCAUUUAACCAGACAGAAAUAUCCUAAGACAAAAGGAAUGGCAUACAUCAUUGAUUCACUGGAAAUACUAGAGAUCAGUGAAUUCUGUUUAUAAAUCGGAUCCAUUUAAUGUAUCUGGAGUUAGUUACACAUUUAUUGAUACAUAGGACGUUAUUUGGAGGUGAACUGUUGGUUAUUGGGGUUACCUGAUGGAAAAGCUUACAUUAGCUGUGCUAGAAUGGAGGAAGAUGGAUCCUUUCAGCUAUAAAAAUGUAGAGUAAUUCUGAUUCAUAAUUCCAAUUAUGUAAAUUGAGAAAACUGUUAUUUCAAUUUAAGAAGCUGUAUCACUGUGAUCCCCCAGUACUCUGGUGUAUUUUGCUUCAUCGUCAAGGCUAACCUAUUGUUUGAAAGACAAGCUUUCAGGAGAGCCUCCCAGUCUAAGCAUUUCUGAACAAAAUGACCAUGCAAACCAUCAGUUGUUAGUGUUUUUAAAUUCCUUUAAAUUCAAACUUUACAUCAAUUUGUUAAUUUUGAACAGAUAUUCUUUAAUGGUGAUUAAGGGAGAUUCUCAAUAAGUGUUCAAGCAUUAUUACAUACUUCCCAACUUUGGCAGUCCAGGAAUAUGUACGCCAGUGGGAGGGGGUAGGCCAGUGACACAAUCACGUAGUUGGCUUCACCUAAAAUGUAUG